UUAAAGAUAAGCGCACUUAACAUAAAAUAAUUAAAACUACAAUAAAAAAAAAUAUUUUUAUGUUUUUGUUAUAUGUAAAUAAAAAUCAUAUACAAAAAUGGCAGAGGAAUUACCUAUAUUAAAAGGCAUACUUAAGGGAAACGUUAAUUAUCACAAUGCACCUGUGCGAUUUGGACGCGUGCCGAAACGUGAAAAAGCGCGUAUUUUGGCUGCUAUGCAACAAAGUACACAAAAUCGUGGCCAACAACGUGCUUUAGCAACUGAACUAGACGAUCAGCCACGCCUACUGGCAGCUGUAUUGCGUGCACAUUUGGAAACAUGCGAGUUUACAAAAGAAAAAGUCGCUGCUAUGCGUCAAAGAGCGCGUGAAUGUCCUUCAUACUCAAUGCCAACUUUAUUGGCUUGUCCGCUUAAUCCUGCGCCAGAACUACAAUCGGAGCAAGAAUUCUCUCAACGUUUCGCACACGUCAUACGUGGUGUUAUUGACUUUGCCGGCAUGAUACCCGGCUUCCAAUUGCUGACACAGGAUGAUAAAUUCACACUGCUCAAGGCAGGUCUCUUCGAUGCUUUGUUCGUGCGUCUCAUCUGCAUGUUUGAUUCAUCGAUAAAUAGCAUUAUCUGUCUCAAUGGACAAGUGAUGCGUCGCGAUGCUAUACAAAAUGGUGCCAAUGCACGUUUCUUAGUCGAUUCCACAUUUAAUUUUGCAGAACGCAUGAAUUCCAUGAAUUUGUCUGAUGCUGAAGUUGGCCUUUUCUGUGCCAUUGUCUUGAUAACACCAGAUCGUCCUGGUCUACGUAAUAUUGAACUCAUCGAGAAGAUGUAUAGCAGGCUGAAAGGUUGCCUACAAACAAUCAUUAAUCAGAAUCGCCCAGAUCAACCAGAUUUCUUGGCCAAACUGUUGGCAACAAUGCCAGAUUUGCGCACAUUAAGCACUUUGCACACCGAGAAAUUAGUGGUGUUCCGCACCGAACAUAAGGAAUUGUUACGCCAGCAAAUGUGGACUAUGGAUGAUGAUCAACCACCAACUUCGAAAAGUCCAGGCUCAAGUUGGGAUGAUGGUCGUAUGGAUGUUGAAGCAAAAAGUCCAUUAGGUUCCGUUUCUAGCACUGAGUCUGGUGACUUAGAUUAUACUACUUCAUCGACUACUCCAACAGCACAUCAUCAUCAUCAUCAGCCUUCCUCGUUGGCUUCAUCUGCUCCUUUGUUAGCAGCUACACUCUCUGGUACAUGUCCGCUGCGUAAUCGCGCCAACUCAGGUUCCUCUGGUGAUUCUGGUGCAGAUUUAGAUAUUGUUGGCUCUCAUGCACACCUAACACAGAAUGGUUUGACAAUCACACCUAUAGUAAGAUCGCAUUCCCACCAACAGUUGCAUCAUCAUUUAACUAACGGCACACCACACCGUUAUCGUAAACUUGAUUCCCCCACAGAUUCAGGCAUUGAAUCAGGCAAUGAGAAAAAUGAAUGUGGCAGUAAAGCUGUGAGUUCAGGUGGUAGUUCAUCUUGCUCCAGUCCACGCUCAAGCGUAGAUGAUGCAUUAGACUGCAGUGAUACCAAUGCAGCAAGCACCAGUCAAGUAACAGUAUCCGUAUCUCCAGUGCGUUCCCCACAACCACACAAUUCAGUGGCACCCACCUCUACUUCGGCUGCAUCUACAACAGCGAACUCGGCUAGUACGCUCAAACGUCAAAUCGUUGAGGAUAUGCCAGUACUCAAGAGAGUACUACAAGCACCACCACUUUAUGAUACAAAUUCCUUAAUGGAUGAGGCAUAUAAGCCACAUAAGAAAUUCCGCGCUUUGCGCCAUCGUGAAUAUGAAACAGCUGAAGCUGAUGCUAGCUCCACAUCAAACAAUAAUAACAGCAGCAGCAAUAUUGCUACCACAACGAUAAAUGCACCUGCUGGCAGCCCAGUGCAAAGCUCACAAGCCGCAUCCACCAGUCCGUCACCAGUCGCUUCAAAUACCGCAGCCAUAGUUGUGGCACAGGCAACAGCAUCACCAAAUGCCGCUUCUACAUCACCUCAUCCACCUACUGCUUAUGCUGCGCAUCAGCAACCGCAUCACCAAAGCCAAUUGCACAUGCAUUUGACACGUCCAACACCCACCAAUAAUAACAGCAAUCAACACCAACAGUCCUCCUCUUCGCUAUCUAGCACUCAUUCCGUGCUAGCAAAAUCGCUGAUGGCCGAACCACGUAUGACACCCGAACAAAUGAAACGUUCCGAUAUCAUUCAAAAUUACAUUAUGCGCGAUCCAAUGCCUACUUCUUCGACCACAAAUGGUUUACUCGUUUGUACACCCAACGGUCCGGGUAGUCGCAGUCCAGCACCAUCGCAGCAUAUGUCUAUGCCACAUGCACAUCAUAUAUAUGGUGUAUCCAGUGGUUCACCCGCAUCAAGCAGCUCCAAUGGCUCAAAUUGUGCAUCACCUUCAACCACCACUGUAACAUUAGCUUCACCACCACCACCUAAUGCUGGUGCUGGUGCAGCGGUAGGACGUUGGCCUGGCCAUUCUGUUAUAACAACGACGAGCAUCAAUCAACGCCAACAAUCGGUGUCACCCAGUAGCAAUGGCUCAUCAUCAUCUUCUUCCUCAUCGUCGUCGAGCGGCUGUCAGUAUUUCCAAUCACCACACUCCACCUCAGCCUCUGUCUCGCCACCACGUCCCUCACCAAGUGCUAUGCACUCUCCACCACGUCUACUUGAGUUACAAGUAGAUAUUGCUGAUUCACAACAACCGCUGAAUUUGUCCAAGAAAUCACCAACUCCACCGCCCAGUAAGUUACAGGCUUUAGUAGCAGCCGCUACAGCAGUGCAACGCUAUCCAACAGUAUCAGCAGAUGUGACCGUAACAGCAACAAAUGCGCCACCUACAGCGCAGUCCGCUACAGCACCAGCGAGCAGCACGUUGCAGGUGCAAGUACAUAAGGUGAAAAUGGAGGCGUAAGUGAAAUGUUAAGCAAAGAAUGUGACAAGCUUGAAUUUUGAAUUUUUCUUCUUCUUAAUUUGAGUGUCAAAAUUUUUUCAUAUAACAAGUAACUGAAAUGAAUGCAGCACAGCUGAUGUUGACAAUUGUCUAAUAGAGUUGCCAAGCACAAACUCCGGCACUUACUAAAAAUUUAUUGUGGCAACACUGCGCAUUUCAGUUUGACAAUUUAUGUAAAACAAAUACAAAAACAAAAACUAGUGUUUUAAGCUAGGAGAAAGUAUAUAAAGCGCGAGACUGAAAAUGAAAACUUUUUAAUAUUUAAUUAAAAAUAAUUAAGAAAUUGUAUGAAAAAGAAAAAAAUUUA
This is a messenger RNA of Teleopsis dalmanni, 3290 nucleotides long. It is a transcript of the gene Eip75B, whose product is annotated as ecdysone-induced protein 75B, isoforms C/D. The transcript has 3 exons. Bases 98 to 2944 code for a protein of 948 amino acids. Gene Ontology annotation, biological process: negative regulation of transcription by RNA polymerase II; hormone-mediated signaling pathway; positive regulation of transcription by RNA polymerase II. Gene Ontology annotation, molecular function: RNA polymerase II cis-regulatory region sequence-specific DNA binding; nuclear receptor activity. Lineage: Eukaryota; Metazoa; Arthropoda; Insecta; Diptera; Diopsidae. The record is from RefSeq and is a predicted model, not a curated record.